Lates calcarifer (barramundi perch) is the source of this 3641-nucleotide messenger RNA. It is a transcript of the gene lpar2b, whose product is annotated as lysophosphatidic acid receptor 2b. Bases 713 to 1879 code for a protein of 388 amino acids. The transcript is spliced from 5 exons. Gene Ontology annotation, molecular function: lysophosphatidic acid receptor activity. The record is from RefSeq and is a predicted model, not a curated record. Gene Ontology annotation, cellular component: membrane. Gene Ontology annotation, biological process: G protein-coupled receptor signaling pathway. Lineage: Eukaryota; Metazoa; Chordata; Actinopteri; Centropomidae.
GGUUGGCAGAGGCGGCGAUACGAGGAGCCCUGAUCCGCUCCUUUGUGACGGAGAGGCGGCAGCAGAGAGAAAGAGAGCAGCAGCAGCAGCAGCAGCAGCGGCGGGAGCAGCGGAGUGGAGGAGGACUGUGCCGCACCCUUUCUACACCUCCCGGGACUCCACACAGUGCGGAUCACUGCGCACAGGUAACAACCGCGCAAACAACCGGAAGCAAUACCAAAGUCCCAACACAGGUGACGGACACUGUUCAGCAAGUCUGAGUUUUUGGGGACGAAGAGAAAAGAGCUGGAAUGGAUCCUCGAUAGAAGCAGAAAGAAAAGAAACAGUUGCUUUUUCUUUUUGCCCCCUCUGUUGGUUUUUCUUCACCUUGCGGUCAGAGGGCGUUCAAACCACCUCAGGUACGACAGCGCAUUGUUUCUCAACUCGACGCGGACUCUGAUCUGGAUAUACUUGACAAACGAGUUCACGCACGCGAGGAAAAGACUGAAGACGUGAAUCCAGUGUCCCAGACUGCCUCAGACUUCGAGCUGGGUCCCUCCCGUCCUCACCUGUCCAGCUGAUGGCAUGCUGAUCUCUAAACCACCAGAGAGGGCGAGUCUGAAUGGCGCCCUAGUUCUUCCCCUCUUCUUCCUGUCUUCAACGCUGCUCUCCUCUCCCUCUCCUUCCUCCUCCUCGGCUCCUCUCUGAUCGCACGCCCGCCACAUAUUUCACCAUGGAUACGGUGACUGAGGACAAAGAGGGAUGCUACUUAAACCGCUCUGUCAAAUUUUUCUACGAGGCAAGUGGCAAGAACAUCAGCGACUACUGGCGCAAACGUGAUUACGUGAUCGUCACGCUGGGCAUGACGGUCUGCUUCAUCGUCAUCUUUUCCAACCUUCUGGUCAUAGUGGCCAUUUUAAAAAACAAACGGUUUCACUUUCCCAUCUACUACCUGUUGGGUAAUCUGGCUUUGGCAGAUCUCUUCUCAGGUGUCUCCUACCUCCACUUGAUGUUUCACACCGGUCCCUGGACCAUUAAACUUUCUAAGUACCAGUGGUUUGUGCGGCAGGGGCUCAUCGACACCAGUCUGACAGCCUCGGUCCUCAACCUCCUGGCCGUGGCGGUGGAGCGUCACCAAACCAUCUUCAACAUGCAGCUGCACAGUAAGAUGAGCACCCGGCGGGUUUUCAUCAUCAUGCUGUUCAUCUGGCUGGUGGCAAUAAUCAUGGGCCUGGUUCCCACCAUGGGCUGGCACUGCCUUUGUGACCUGCCGAACUGCUCCACCAUGGCGCCGCUGUACAGCCGCAGUUACCUGGUGUUCUGGGCCGUCCUCAAUCUGCUGACCUUCUCCAUCAUGUUGGCCGUCUACACCCGGAUCUUUGUCUACGUCAGGCGCAAGAGCAAGCAGAUGUCGCAGCACACCUCUCAAAUGAGAUACAAAGAGACGGUGUUCAACCUGAUGAAGACUGUCUCCAUGAUCCUGGGCUGUUUUGUGAUCUGCUGGACGCCCGGCCUCGUCGUGCUCCUGCUCGACGGUCUGGGCUGUGAACAGUGCAAGGUGCUGCUCUACGAGAAGUACUUCCUGGUGCUGGCCGAGUGCAACUCCCUCGUCAACCCCAUCAUCUACUCCUUCAGGGACAAAGACAUGAGGAGCACCUUCAAGCAGAUCCUGUGCUGCCUGUGCCGGCGUGGCAGCAACCACCAGGGCAACUCUGGAGUUCAGUUUAGCACCCUGGAGCACGAGAAGUCUAAGUAUCGUUCUGCUGUGGUGAAAGAGAAGAGCAAUGGGGUGCCUCUCAUCGGCGAUGGCUCAGAAGACUUACCUGCCUCUUCAGAAAAACUGAACUCAAACAACGAUAAACUUUCAGCACACGAGGAAGACGUGCUUACACACAUUUGACAGCGAAAUAUACAGAUCUGUUUAUGCACACAUAAACAAACCUUAAGGCCCGUUCCUCCUCAACUGGCGGACUGUUGUGACAGGAUGAAAAACUAUAUAUUACUAUUGUAUAAAUAUAUAUAUAUAUAUUUACCUCUGCUGCCAGCGGACACUGCUUGUGUCUGAUACGGCUACGUUGGUCAUGGGGCAAAGAAGAAUUGAUUAACUUCAAAUAUCAGUUGGCCAGCACGAUGGGAUGAUGGACGUAUCUAAUCUAGUGGCUCAUUUGAGCUGCAUCCACUUCCAGCAGACAUAAGAAGGCAAACUCCCCAUCGCCGGGACGUUUAUACAACAUGGAGGACACUGACAUUUCCUGUUUGGACAUGAACAACCUGCCAGUUUUCCCCGUGGUGGUAGAAGAGGCAGCUGAACAACUGGAACAUGGCUGUCACAUAGUAGGAAUAUGUGCUCUGUGGAGCGGAGCAGCAAGUAAUAGGUCCUGCCACAGAUUGCCUAGUGUGUGUGUGUACACAUUUAAUUGGCAGUUUAUUAGCCACAGAAAUCAUUGCACAAAAGCCACUGAAGCUCAUAGAGGAGAUAUCACUCUAUACUCCAUACUUUAAUAAAGUGUGGUGUAUAUAUUUGGAUCUGUUAAUGAUGAAUUAAUCAUGGUUUAAUGCUUUAUUGAUUACUCAGAGGCCAUUAGGAGCAACAUUUGGGUUGCUAGGUUGUGAAAAAUGUGUAAGUUGCUCAGUGUUUUAAUACAGUUUGGCCACUCAAAGGUUCAGGCCAGUCACCUUUUUAAGACUCGUUCAUGUUGAAUUAUUAGAUUUUAUUGUUCACAUGAUUUAAUUGAAGACCUGAUGGAUCAUUACACUGAGCAAACUCUUAGGAAUUUACCACGUUUGUAACAGAGGAUGAACAACCACCUACAUUUGUCACAACCAAACAAAAGUUAUUCAUAAUAAUAUAAUGGUUUAUUACUGAUCUAAAAGUAUUAUUGAAUAAUUUAUUAACAUUAACAAAGCCUUCAUUAGAAUUUAUUAAGACAUCAUAAAAUGUUACUUUUUAGAAAAUUGUGUCCAAAGCCCAUUCCCUAUUAUUUCAUUAACAAUUCAGAAUCAUCCUCUGUGGUUUAUGAUGUAGAAUAUUUACAGUUUUUACCUGAAAAUUUUAAGCGCUUGGCACAUUGUAUCCUUCACAAAGUGCUCAUGACACAUUUUUUUCUUAAUUUUAACUUUGGAUUUUACACUGACUUGUAACUUAAGCCUAUUUGUGCAACAGUUUUUUUUUCUCAGCUAUAAACUGAACCUUCCUCAAGGCUUUAUUUUUUUAUUUGUAAAUUUUAUAGUCACUGUAUGCUGCUAACACUGUAGUGUUUGCAUCAUGUAAAUUGUUGGAAUGAAACAAUAUGCCUUUGUAAAUUGUUUGUGAUAUAAAACUUUAUUUAUGAUCACAUAAUGGUAGUAGAUAUUAUGUACAGUAGUGCAUUUAAGCAGGUUUGCCGUCAGAGGCAGCUUGAAAAACAACAUAAAGGGAAAUUAAGCUCAUCAUUUUUCAUUAGGAUUUUACCCAGAAAUGUGUGAUGAAUGACGUCAAGGUUUAUGGUAAAUGUAUUGCACCUGAUUAUUGUUACUUGUGCGUAAGACUGACGUGAGAGGUAUUGAUAAGAAAGAACUGUGAUGACUGUAACGUGUUUCAGUUUCCUGUGUCUGAUUUUCAGCCAUGAUAAUCUGCGCUCAGUACCCGACAGUGAUGCCAUUAAAAACACUGAAUGCAUGCA